This is a messenger RNA of Lipotes vexillifer (Yangtze River dolphin), 1314 nucleotides long. It is a transcript of the gene CCDC166, whose product is annotated as coiled-coil domain containing 166. NCBI's taxonomy places the organism in Eukaryota, Metazoa, Chordata, Mammalia, Artiodactyla, Lipotidae. The record is from RefSeq and is a predicted model, not a curated record.
AUGGUGCCCAAGAGGAAGCGCGGGCCGAGCGCCGGGGGCCGGUCUGGCGCGGCGGGAGAGGGCACCGAGCCGCCGCUGUCGGAGAGCGCUCAGUACUUGCAGCGAGAAUACAAACUGCUCUCGGAGCUGCUGGACGCCUGCGAGGAGCGCGUCGACCAGGUGCUGCAGGAGAACGCCUUCCUGGACUGCGAGGCGCAGCGCCUGCGCGAGGAGAGCCGGCUCUACGCCAGCUACGUGAGCACGCGCGCGCAGCGCUGCGCCAACGCUAUCGUCCGGCUGGAGGAGCAGAACCGCGUGGACCUGACGCAGAUACACUGGCAGCGCGCAGAGCUGGCGUCGCUCUACCGCCGGCGUGAGGAGGGGGUGUGCGCGCAGCUGCUGGAGAUGCAGACGCGCGCGGCGCAGAUGGCGCGACAGGUGCAGGAGCUGCAGCCCUACAAGGAGCUGCAGCUGGAGCAGCUGGCCCGGAUCCGGGCGCUGGAGCGCGAGCUGCUGCAUAUGCGCGUGGAGCACAUGCAGCUGCUCCACCGCAUGAAGCGGUGUUUCCUGGAGGACAAAGCAGCCUUCGAGCGCGAGGCGCGCCAGCGCGUGCAGUCCCUGGCGCGGCGCGCGGAGCGGGAGGCGGCGCGCGCGCUCAUCGCGCACACACAGGCCAUCAGAGAGGACAACGGGCGCCUGCGGCAGGAGCUGCUGCGGCUGCAACGCCGGGCCCAGGUGCUGCACGACACGCGGCGCCAGUUGCUGGAGCAGCGUGAACAGCUGCGGCGCGAGCACGAGGACAUGCGGGACCUGGCGCGCGUGCACAGCUGGCUGCGCCGAGGCCCCGAGGGCCCGCCGCUUUGGCAACCGCCGCUGGCGGCCUCGCACCCUGAGCCCUUCGCCUCCACCACGAUCCAGUCGCGCGCGACCUCCCGGGCCCCAUCAGUCUCGGCCUCCCGGAACCCGUCUCAGGUCUCGGGGCGCGCGGCCUCUUGGGACCCAUCGUUGCUGUCGAAGCUCGCUGUUCCCUGGGUCCCGUCAUUGGUCCCGUCGCUGGCCCCUUCGAAGGCGGGAUCACGGGUCCCAUGCCAGGACCCAUCGCAUGCGAGCUCCAGGGUCCCGUCCUUGACCCUGUCGCGCCCAGGCUCCCGAGUCCCGUCCCUGACCCCGCCACGUCUGGAUUCCUGGGCCCCUUCGCGGUCCUCCUUGCGUGCCGCCUCACAGAACACCACCGUCUCUGGUAAGUCCGUCCCCGGGGUCGGGCUCUUCCCGCUCCCAGUCGAAGGAGACCGUGAAUGUGACGCUGCAGGCGAAGGCGCCUUGGGGAGAUCCUGA